GGCUGUGCGCACGCGUUGUUGCCUUUCGUUACGAUCGUUUAUUAACUCUAUAAGUUCACCCACAAUAAACUUAUCAUAAAAUGCAAACCGAUUCUAGUGGCGACGACCUUAGUGAUUCAGAAAUAUUGAAUAAAUGCGAAGAACAAUUAAAUCAGAUGAAUAACAUGGAUGAGCAAAUACUAACAAGCGAAGGUGGUAAUAAACAAGUUGUAAGAAGUGCAGAGAAGAGAAAAGAACGAGAAGAUACAAAUAGUGAAGAUGAUUUUAUUACUGUGGUCAGAGGGAAACCAAAACGUUUAUUAAGAAGUAAUUCACUGGAAGUAAAUGAUAGCCAAGGAAAAAAUAAGGAAAAUGAUGGCACUUUCAAAAUUCCGGCAAACCACGAAGUUUGUGUUACUGCCAAGGAGAAUCUACCGAAACCAAUAGCAUUUGCUAAAUUACUACGUUGUGAAAAUAUUAAAGAUAUUCUUCGGAUAAAAUAUAAAAGUGCUAAUAAAGUACUUAUUCAAUGCCAACGAAAAGAAGAUGCCCUAAAACUGAUUGAAUGUAAAAAAUUCAAAGAAAUGGGUUUACGGUGUCAAUUAACACAAGAAAUGUCGGUAUCAUAUGGAAUAGUAAAAGGAAUCGACCUUGAACUGAGUGAAGAAGAACUGAUGGAUAUUUUUAAAUCAAGUGUUGAUGUUUUAUCGGCGAAAAGAUUAAAACGAUUAUUACCAGAAGGAAAAUGGGUCGAUUGUGAAUCUGUUAGACUGUGCUUCAAAAGUAAUGUACUACCGGAAUAUAUUUACGCCUACGAUUGCAGAUUUAAGGUUGAAAAAUAUGUAUUUCCAGUGACACAAUGCUCAGGCUGUUGGCAAUUUGGCCAUCUCAUUAAAUUUUGUCCUACGAAAAAAGUCGUAUGCCCAAAAUGUGGAGGAACUCAUGAUAACUGUAACAUAACAAACUUUAAAUGUUUAAACUGCAAGGGGAAUCACUUCGUUUUGAACAAAAAGUGUCCUAUGUAUCUAAAAGAAAGAUCCAUCAGGAAUAUUAUGAGUGAAGAAAACGUUACAUAUAGAAAAGCCUUACAAAUCCUAAAAACGAAGAAAGGAGAAGAAAUAACAGAGGUGAUCUCACAAGAAAAUAAUGACAAUCAAUUUGAAAUCGUGAACAACAACGAGAAAGAAACUUAUAGUAAUGUACUGACAAGGGCCUUAAUACACCAUGAAUCAGUAUCUAAUAGAGAAGAAGAACGAAGGGAUGAUACGGGUACGGAUAAACAGCAAAAUAUCAGAAGUUCAAAACAAAAAACAAAUAAACAAAAUAAUUACCAGUACCAAAACAAAAAACCAAUAGAACAACCAAUAAUUAAAGAAAUAAGUGAUAAACAGGAAGAAAAAAGAAGUAAUAAACAUAGUUCUCAAUGGUUAGAUUUAUUUGAAUGGACAAAAAUUUGGACGAAAAUAAAGAAUAUCUGCAAAUCUAAACUAAAACUAGAAGAAAAAGCAAUGUCAUUGUUAAAACUUAUUGGGGAAGAAUUAAAGAAUUUUUUGAUCAACAUACUAUUUGGAGAAGAUAUUUUAGGAUAUAUACAAUGUUUUAAUAAUGAAUAGUUUACAAAAAGUUAAAAAAGUGAAUAUAUUCCAAUGGAAUUCACAAAGUUUGCGGCCUAAACUUGUAUCCUUUUCUAAUUUACUUAUACAACAAAACAUUCAUAUCGCAAUUAUAAGUGAGUCAUGGUUCGAUCCCGACGUCAAUGUAAACAUAAGCGAUUACAAUGUAUAUAGAAACGAUAGAUAUGAUAGUUAUGGUGGUGUAGCUUUGUUGAUUCAUAGAUCAAUUCAAUCUCACCUGGUGUCGUUUAAUAUUAAUAAUGCGGGUAUUGAGUUAAUAUGUGUUAAGUUAUUAAACUGCAUAGACUUAGAAUAUGUUGUGUCGAUUUACUGUCCUUCAUCUAUACACACUCAGAUUUCGGAUUGGAAUGAUAUUUUUUCUCACUUUACUUGUAAAACAUUAAUAGCUGGGGACUUUAAUGGCCAUCAUACUAACUGGUCGACUAAAUCCGACACGAGAGGCAAUCAAAUAUUGGACUCAUCCCUAGAAAAUGAUUUUAUUUCUCUUAAUAACGGCUUGGCAACACGCAUUAAGUUAGUGAAUGGAAACUUGCAGCAAACGUCUCCCGAUAUAUCGUUUAUUUCCUCUGACAUAGCAAUAAAAUUCGAUUGGCAGGUAUUUAACGAAAAUCUCGGCAGUGACCACAUGAUCAUUAAGAUGUCAGCAAACUUAUCUAGCUUGGUACAUAUUGUUAGG
Spodoptera litura is the source of this 2289-nucleotide messenger RNA. RefSeq lists its product as uncharacterized. The record is from RefSeq and is a predicted model, not a curated record. NCBI's taxonomy places the organism in Eukaryota, Metazoa, Arthropoda, Insecta, Lepidoptera, Noctuidae.